AGCGUGAGCCAAGACAAGAACAAUGUCGCUGCGUGUUUUCGGCUUAAAUUUAUUAAAAAAUAACAGAAGUCUGCUUCAAAAUGCUCUUAGAAACAAUGGAGCGCCUGGUGCCCAAGUGCUUGCGGUGGCGCCGUACACUACACAGGUGACCGUCCAGGCCACACCGGCUGCUGUUCAGAAGCAAAAGGUGAGCAAAGCCAUGAAAGCAUACCUUGAGCGGGCUAAUGAGCACGACGAGUUUAUGAAAACUCAAGACCUGGAGUUUCAAAUUGGAAAACGACAUUUGGCAAAUAUGAUGGGCGCUGACGCAGAAACCUUUACGCAAGAAGAUAUUAAUGAAGCCAUCGCCUAUCUCUUUCCCUCAGGCUUGUUUGACAAGCGGGCUCGUCCCGCGAUGAGAACACCUGAAGAGGUGUUUCCAGCACGUAAGGCAGCCGAGUUUGAUGAGACUGGUCGCCCCUUUCACAGCAUGUUCUACACGGGCAAACCCAAUUUCUUCCAGCUACUACACGAUAUUGUUAAGGAAACAAACUAUCUGUAUGACCUUGAAGAGCGCAUGCUGAGGCGUGGAAACAAACCAGAUGAAAACCAAAAGCUCGAAACGGCUGGUUUUCAGUUGUUGUCGAAGGAUCAACUGGAACGCGUGCUUGUGGAACACAUUGUGGAUAUUGAAUAUCAGAGUUUUACCAAUGCUAUGGAACGUUUAAUGUCCUCGCCUUAUUCGUAUAAAAGCAAAGCAUUUAUCGAACGCUUUCUAAAACCUUUGAUUGAUCAAUCAAAGCAACUAGAGGUGCCCAAGCCAAAGAUUGAUGAGCAAGGUCGCCAGUACAUAACGACAUAUGAGUGCCUGCGCAAGACGGCACGUGCCGAUGUCACUGUACGUCUGCCCGGCACAGGAAAAAUAACCAUCAAUGGUCAGGAUAUCACGUACUUCAGCAUGGACGAAUGCAGAGAACAGUUGCUCUUUCCACUGAGCUAUAGCGAAAUGCUGGGCAAAGUUGAUGUGGAGGCCAAUGUGGAGGGCGGUGGUCCAUCCGGUCAGGCGGGCGCUAUCCGUUGGGGUAUUGCCAUGAGUUUGCGCAGCUUUGUUGAUCAAGAGAUGAUUGAGUCAAUGCGUUUGGCCGGCUUGCUGACACGUGACUACCGCAGACGGGAACGCAAGAAGUUCGGACAGGAAGGCGCACGUCGCAAAUACACGUGGAAGAAACGCUAAGCGGCAAACUACAAAGCCGCGUUUCAUUUCUACUCCUUCAAUGUUCAAUAAAAAAAACUAUAUUAAAU
This is a messenger RNA of Drosophila hydei, 1281 nucleotides long. RefSeq names its product 28S ribosomal protein S9, mitochondrial (gene mRpS9). Gene Ontology annotation, biological process: translation. Gene Ontology annotation, cellular component: ribosome; mitochondrial small ribosomal subunit. Lineage: Eukaryota; Metazoa; Arthropoda; Insecta; Diptera; Drosophilidae. The transcript has 7 exons. Gene Ontology annotation, molecular function: structural constituent of ribosome; RNA binding. The record is from RefSeq and is a predicted model, not a curated record. Bases 23 to 1213 code for a protein of 396 amino acids.